Messenger RNA from Menidia menidia (Atlantic silverside), 1534 nucleotides. NCBI's taxonomy places the organism in Eukaryota, Metazoa, Chordata, Actinopteri, Atheriniformes, Atherinopsidae. The record is from the annotation of a GenBank genome assembly.
CAUUAAUCUUCAGCCUAUCCCAUCCUGGGAGUGGUCUUAUGUCAGAGUGGCUCCAGCUGAUUGGUCCCGAUGUGUGCCUCCUUUGACAAGCCCACACUGAAGCAGGUAUAUAUUAAAUUAACUUGAAAGAGUGUCAGCAAGACGGGCCUUGGGGAUCCCCGAUAAUCAAGCUCAGCUCAUCUCCUCAUCCUCCAUCCUCAUCUUGUAAGAUGAAGACCCAGACACCGCUUCACGUGGCCACUCCAGUGAGGCAGAGCCUCGCACUGACCAAAGUGGCUGGGACCUCUGUUUAUCUGAAACUGGACUCAUCCCAGCCAACUGGAUCUUUUAAGAUCAGGGGCAUCGGUCACCUCUGUAAAACUUGGGCAGAAAGAGGCUGUGAGCGAUUUGUCUGCUGUUCCGGAGGAAAUGCUGGCAUGGCGGCUGCAUAUUCAGCCCGCCAGCUUGGGGUUCCUGCAACCAUAGUGGUUCCAAGUGUAACACCCAACGCAACAGUGGAGAGGCUGAAGGACGAGGGCGCAACUGUUGUCAUUCAUGGAAAGGCUCUAAAUGAAAGCAUUGAAUAUGGACAACAGCUUGUGGCAAACAACGCGGGCUGGAUAUUCAUCUCCCCCUUUGAUGAUCCCCUCAUCUGGGAAGGUCACACGUCUCUGGUGAAAGAACUGGAGCGUGACCUGGGGGAGAAGCCUGGAGCAAUAGUUCUGUCAGUCGGAGGCGGAGGCUUGCUGAACGGAGUGGUGGAGGGACUACGUCGGGCUGGCUGGGCCGAUGUGCCCAUUGUAGCCAUGGAAACCAUUGGAGCACACAGCCUCAAUGCGGCCAUGAAGGCUGGACAUCUUGUUACAUUGCCAGCAAUUACGAGCGUUGCAACCACACUGGGCUUAACAAGGGUGUCUGCACAGACCAUGAAGCUGGUGGGGGAGCACGCGGUUUUCUCAGAGGUGGUCACAGACCAAGAGGCGGUAAAAGCUGUGGAGCACUUUGUGGAUGACGAGAAGAUCCUGGUGGAGCCGGCCUGCGGCGCCGCCCUGGCAGCCGUGUACAGUGACAUUAUCAAAAGGUUGCAGGACGAAGGCAAGCUGGCGCGGCACAUGGGCCCAGUGGUGGUUGUGGUAUGCGGCGGCAACAACAUCAGCAUGGAGCAGCUGCAGAGGUUAAAGAAACAGCUCGGCAUGAUUUAACGUCUGCCAAGGGUCCUCCUGACCUUUCCUGUCUUCUUCCAUUACCCACCCUCAGUCCCAAAGCCUUGUUACUCAAUUGCUCCACCGACCGAAUCAUUCCAGACCAAAACUCCAGUGAGCAGUGAGACUGACAGGCAGAGGGGUGAAUGGCUGUAAGGGGAUUUUUCUUUUUAAAGGAAAAAAAAGAGGAAAAAUAUGAAAGUAGUUUUCGAAAAUGGGAACUUGAAUAUAAAGUGUUGUGUAUCGAUUCAAAUAACAGUCACACUGUGUCUGUGAUUUGUAAAAUGUUUCUAUAUUGUACUACUUUUGUACUUGAAUGUAUUUAAACAUCAAAUAAAUUCCUCGGCCUUCCA